This is a messenger RNA of Coffea arabica (coffee), 2121 nucleotides long. NCBI's taxonomy places the organism in Eukaryota, Viridiplantae, Streptophyta, Magnoliopsida, Gentianales, Rubiaceae. The record is from RefSeq and is a predicted model, not a curated record.
AUGGAGGUAGCAAUGAUAAGGGCCAAUGUACAAGAGGAUCCGGAAGCAACCAUGGCAAGAUUUCUUAAUGGAUUAAAUCCUGAAAUUAGGAAGAAGGUUGAGCUUCAUGACCACUUUGAGCUACAACAAAUGGUGUCUUAUGCAGAGAAGGUGGAAAAGCAAGCCUUACCUAUAAGGACACCUAGUGGCCGAACCACUACAUCCUCUUCCACACCUUGGAGAAGAGAUCAAUUGCAAACAUCCAAUGCUUGGCCGAGGCAAGGCAAUAAAGAAAGGGAAAACAGGCGAAUGGAGCAACCGUUCCAUCCGAGUGCAACUCCUUCUAAACCAACCCCGCGGCCGACUCUUCCAAGGGCAAAUACGUCUACCAACCAGCCAAAGGCAUGUUUCAAAUGUAAGGGAAUUGGCCACCUCAUGACUCAAUGCCCUAACCGAAGCAUCAUUUACAUGAAUGAAGAAAGAAUGUGGCAAAGCGAAGGAGAGGAGGAAUAUGCGGACAUGCCACCGCUUGAAGAAGAGGGGAAGGAUGAUGACCUGGUUGAAAUAGAAGAGGACCUCAUAGCUCGAACUAUGGACCAAGUUUUAUGUGAUGUAAUUCCUAUGCAAGCUAGUCAUGUCUUGUUAGGGCGUCCUUGGGAGUAUGAUCGGCAGGCUGAUCAUAUUGGACUCACUAAUAAGUAUAAGUUCAUUAUGGACAACCUCAAGAUCACUCUUUCAACCUUGACACCUACACAAGUGUAUGAAGAACAAUUGCAUCUAAGAAAAGAGCGAGAGAAAAGGCAACUGAGAGAGGCAAAGAAAAAGCCGAAUGUGCCUAAGGAUGAGGAAAAAAAGAAAGUAGAGGCCGAGUUGAGUGAAAGAGAAAAUUCGAGUGGGAAAAGACUCAGUGAGGCCGAGAGCUUGAAAGCGAAGAAAAUGAGCUUUUAUGCAAGUGUGCGUGAGAUAUAUAGGGUCUUGAAUGCACAAAGUCUUCUCAUAGUACUUAUGUACCGGGAAGCCGAUUAUUCUUCUUUUUAUACACUUGGCAUAACCAAUUCUCUUCCUAGUGCAAUUUACUCUCUUUUGCAGGAAUUCAAGGAUGUGUUUCCGGAGAAACUACCGAAAGGAUUACCUCCAAUUCGAGGUAUUGAACAUCAUAUCGACUUUGUUUCUGGAGCAAUUCUACCAAAUCGACCAGUCUAUAGAGCAAAUCCGGAGGAAACAAAGGAAAUCCAAAGCAAGUCUUUAGAUGAACAUGUUGAGCAUUUGCGACUUGUUUUAAGUGCCUUGCGUGAAGAUAGGUUGUUUGCUAACAUGAAAAAAUGUGUCUUUUGCACUCCUGAAGUUAAUUUCCUUGGAUAUAUUGUUGGUGCAAAUGGCAUAAGUGUUGAUCCCGCCAAGGUAAAAGCCAUCUUAGAGUGGCCGACUCCAACCAAUGUGUCUCAGGUAAGGUCUUUUCAUGGUCUUGCAAGUUUCUAUAGGAGAUUUGUUAAAGACUUUAGCACUAUUGCAACACCUUUGAAUGAGGUAAUUAAAAAGAAUAUGGGGUUUCAAUGGGGAAAAGAGCAAGAAGAGUCAUUUCUUAAGCUUAAGAAGUUGUUAACUUCGGCACCUAUUCUUGCUUUGCCUAAUUUUGACUUGACGUUUGAAGUUGAAUGUGAUGCUAGUGGAAUCGGCAUAGGGGCUAUCUUACAUCAAAAUAAUAGGCCUUUGGCUUAUUUUAGUGAAAAGUUGAGUGGGGGAGCUCUUAAUUACCCUACUUAUGAUAAAGAAUUGUACGCUGUUGUGCGUGCUCUUGAAGUGUGGAAGACAAGUGAUGCACGCCAUGUUGCUGAUUUAUUCUUCAAGGACGUGGUUAGAUUGCAUGGGGUACCGCGUACUAUUAUAAGUGAUAGGGAUGUGAAAUUCUUAAGCUACUUCUGGAAAUCACUUUGGGGAGAGUUGGGAACGAAGUUGCUAUUUUCUACUUCUAGUCAUCCUCAAACGGAUGGUCAAACCGAGCUGCUAACUCCUCUAGAUUUAUCACCUAUUCCUGUUGAUAAGUGUUUAAGCGCAGAUGGUGUCAAAAAAGUAGAGGCUGUUCGGACCUUGCAUGAGAGAAUUCGAGCUCAAAUUGAGAAGAAAAAUGCACAAUAUGCAUAA